Rotaria socialis is the source of this 2172-nucleotide messenger RNA. The record is from the annotation of a GenBank genome assembly. Lineage: Eukaryota; Metazoa; Rotifera; Eurotatoria; Philodinida; Philodinidae.
AUGUCAAAAGAGAACCAUUCAAGUUCUGCUCUUCAAGGUUUCGAACCAUCCGCUGUUCGACUUAAACGUAAACUUCGUCUUAUUCUCAAUAAGAAUCUUCGACGAGAUCAAAUCAGUGAAGAGAAUGUUACUCUCGGAGGUUUUAUGUUUUAUUCAGUCUAUUUUCUACUUGUUACAACUAUUUGUAUUAUAAAUCAUCUUUCUCAAGAUACCUUUAAUGCAGAUCGAUGUAUUCGACGAUUAUUGAUAAAUAAACUAGAGCUUGAUGCAGUUACAAAACCUCAUGAAUUUUGGGAAUAUUUAUAUCGAUUCAAUGAAGAACUCUACAGUAAUGUUGCUCAAUGGAAAGCAUCAGCAAAUAAUUCUAAACAAGAUUAUAAUUAUCAAAUGUUAUUAUCAAACGAAAAUUUUAUUCUUGGUGUUCCUCGUCUACGUCAAAUUCGUAUUGAUGAUACUCAUUGUGAGAUCAUAAAAGAUCUUAGCGUAAGACCUAUUCAAUGUUAUGCAAUUUAUCAUAAAUCCAAAGAAUAUCGAGGUAAAUUGACUACAAUGACAGGUACUCAAUAUGAAUAUACGUCAUCAAAAACAACCGAUGCAUUAAAAUUAUCGAAUGCCUAUGGACCUUACGAUACUGGUGGUUAUAUAUAUCAUUUUCAUUCAAAGAAAGACUUGAAUGAUAAAGCAAUAGAUAAUUUGAAAACAGCUACUUGGUUAGAUUUAAAUACACGAGCAAUUUUUAUUGAAUUUAUCUAUUUCAAUCCAAAUACUGAACUACUUACAACUAUUAAUAUUCUUUUUGAAUUUCUGACAACCGGUAGAAUUCAUGUGCGGGAUUUUUUCUAUACAGUUCCAGUCAAUAGUUUUUUUUUUGGCCGAAAGAAAUUCUUAGGUUUAUUUCAAGUAUUAUUUAUUCUUUGCAAUGUUGCAUUUGCUUUUUAUUAUGUUGGUAAAAUAGCUCAACAUCGUUUACGGUUUAUUAUGUCAUCUUAUUGGAAUGUUUAUGAUCUUGGUCUACUUACUCUAUUCACUAUUUCAUUUUAUCUUGAUAUUAAUUUUCUAGUGUACAUUGCAGAAACUUAUAAAUGUUUUUCAAUAUCAAAAAAUGAUAUUUUCAACGAAUUGAUUCAUUUCAUUGAAAUACAGAUAAAUCGUAUCUAUUUAGAAGCAUGUAUAACAGCAGCGGUUCUCAUUCGUCUACUUCGUUAUCUUCCUCAUUUUUCCAAUUUAAUAGCAAAUUUACUCAAAGCCUUCUAUAAAUCACUUCGAAAUUCGCUUGGUUUUCUUUUUCUAUUUUUUCUUAUAUUUAUGUCAUUUGUAAUUUCUGCAACGUUCCAUUAUGGCGAUGAAUUAUACGAAUUUCAUACUUUUGCUUUAACAUCUUACACACUCAUUCGAUGUACACUUGGCCAAUUUGAAUACGAUCGUGCAUAUCGUGUUUCACCUACGUGGACACCAAUAUUUUAUAUGGUAUAUGUAUGUGUGGUAUUUUUUAUUUUACUCAAUUUAUUAGUGGCAGUUGUAAACGAAGCUUAUGUGUUAGGUAAACUAGAACAAAAGCAAAUAGAAGAUGAUAUUCAAGAAGAAUACAUUCAUGGAUCAAAUAAUGAAAGAUUAAAUGCUUUACAUCGCUCGAAACGACCCAUACUUCAAGCAGCACUUAUUCAAAAAAUGAAGCGCUUUCUUCAUAUUUUUUCCACACAAUCCAUCAAUCGUAAUGAUAGUAUUGAUUUAAGAACAGAUAUUCAUGAUAAUGAUGAUAUAUCAUUAGAUGCAAAACAAACGAUUAUUGUAGAAAAACUCCAAAACGUUCUACUCGAUGAUGGUUAUAAUAAAAAUGUGAUCGAGAAAUUUGUACAGCGUUUAUCAGCCAAUAAUGAUUAUGAAGAUGAAAUAUUUCUAUUUGAAAUUGAAGAAAGUCAAACUAUUAAAAUACUUUAUGAUGAAUUUAAAAUUUUUAAUAAUCAACAUGAAAAAUUAGCUCAAGAUUGGCAAAAAACAGCGAUGGCUGCUCGUGAAAUGAUUCAAAUAAAUACAGUUGAUCUUGAACAAGCAUUAACAAUGGGACAACAUUUAGAUAUUCUAGAUCAACGCUUAAAAAAAAUUGAAAAUCUUAUUCCUAAAGCACUUGAAAAUAUUAUUGAACUUUAUGUUAAUCAUUUUUCAACAGAUUAA